This is a messenger RNA of Giardia duodenalis, 1272 nucleotides long. RefSeq lists its product as uncharacterized. The record is from RefSeq and is a predicted model, not a curated record. The transcript has a single exon. Lineage: Eukaryota; Fornicata; Diplomonadida; Hexamitidae. Bases 1 to 1272 code for a protein of 423 amino acids.
AUGCAGAAGGACCGGCUGCCCUCAUUGGAGCUGUGCCCAGAUACCCUAGUGGCUGUGGCCAGGGAGCUGACUGAAUUUUUAAGCAGUUAUGCGUGCACCGGAGCUACUUCUAAAUUCUCGACAGCUCUAUCUAAGGAGCUAGAAACACUCAUUCGGAAACACUGCCCAGUCUGCCAAGGAACAUUAGCGAUCGUUUGUGGAGACCACCAGUUGGGCGUGUACCCCAGAGAUGAAGUCGUUGCGUUAUUGUUUACACCACCUAAUGACAGUGUCCACAGUCCCUUGACAGACGGUGGAUUUGAAAAUAGUACCCUUCAUGACGCGCUACUAGAUGCUAAAUAUACAAUAAUAGCAUAUACUACCACCAGCAUCUCCUUGGUGACAACCUCAAAUGAUUUGACACUAUUCUAUUACGUUGCACUAGUUAUAGAUCCGGCAGUUCACUCUUUUUAUGACCGGUCAAUGAAUGCCGCUCUUUCUAAACUGUAUAUGUCCUCACCCGAUGCAAUGGCUCUUUACCUUUUUCUAUGGAAAAUGGGGCUUCAUUCGACAAUGAGACAAAAUGCUUCAUCUUUAUCUUCACAUCAUGGAGAACAACUUUCAAAAACAACUGGCUCAACGUUCGAUUCGCUGCUCCUUCCGGAAGAGCUGCUCUACUUGCGAUUGCACUUGCACCUUCUGAUUUUCUAUUUCAUUACAGCUUACUCCAAGAAGCGACUACGCACAGUCAUGCCCGACAGGAGCAAAGGUGCAAGCCUUUUGACUAUGCUUAUAUCUCUUGCCGAUCAUAUAGCAGAUCUUCAGCGCGAAACCGCUGUCCGACCGUCCUGUAUUGUUACUGAUUGGUCUAUUUGCUCACUAAUUCAAGGGCCUACGGCCAUUAAGCUUGGCGUGCCAGAGACUGGUAGUCUAUACUUUGCCAGCUACGGACUCGCUGGGCUUUUGCCCUUCAACGAUAAAGGCGGGCACUUUCUUGUUUUUCUCAUGACAAUGGACACAGCGAUGCUUAAGCUCCUCUCUGUUAUGAAGCUCGAGCUGCAACCCGAUAAGUACUAUCUUUCCAUAUUGAUUGGCAACUACCAACUCAGCUCUAAAACAGUUGGACCUGUUCCCUUCUCAAGUCAAUCAACUCCCCUAGAUCUCAGCUUUCGUUUGAUGAUAGCUAGUAGUGAAACAAGUAGUGUCCCUAACAGUGUCCCUAGCAGUUUACACAGCACCCCUACCCAGAAGCGCACGCUUGAUACUACAGAUACGCAUACUCCUCUUCCUUAA